Molecule: messenger RNA, 2102 nt
Organism: Gryllus bimaculatus (two-spotted cricket)
Lineage: Eukaryota; Metazoa; Arthropoda; Insecta; Orthoptera; Gryllidae
Source: the annotation of a GenBank genome assembly
CGACAGUGGCGCUUCCGAUUGAUGCGGGUAUCGUUAGAUCUCCCGGCCGUGAUGGUUAUGUGUGGGUGUUCUUGGCUCUAUCCUCUUACUCUUGUGUAGGUACAUUGAUCAGUCAAUAGUUUGUAGCAAAAUUGAUAGUUAUAAUACUCAAUGCCGAAGAAGUUUGUGGGAGAAAAUAGUAAGGCAGUUGCUGCCAGAGCACGAAAGGCCGAGGCUAAUGAGAAAGACGCGGCGAAACGUCAACAACAGCUUGAGGAAGAGUAUUGGAAAGAUGACGAUAAACAUAUUGCCAAAAAGCAACAGAGGAAGGAGGAACAAGAGCGAAGAAAACAACAGCAACUGGAAAAGAAGGCAGAAUCGAAAGCACUUUAUGAGCAAGAAAUGAAAUCUAUUCAACCAGCUGUUAAACAGCAACAAUCAAAGAUCACUCGAUCUCAGAUACAGGCUGAAGCAGAAAAACGUAAUAAAGCUGCAGUUGCAACUUCCAAAAAACCAGAUAUAACUCAUAUACAAGAGCCAUUAGAAGAAAAUAUCAACCGAGUGGUUGUUGAUGGACUGGAGGCUCGUAGUGUGACUGAAGCGAUUGCAGUUUUGAGUGUGAAAGGUGAAGAAGUAGAUCGACAUCCAGAGAAAAGAUUGAAAGCAGCUUAUACUGCAUUUGAAGAAGCAAACAUGCCGAGGAUUAAGGCUGAGAACCCAAAUCUGAGAUUGUCACAGAUGAAACAGUUACUUAGGAAAGAAUGGAUGAGAUCGCCAGAAAACCCAUUGAAUCAAAAACUCUCUUUAUCAAAGCAAUGAAGGGUUCUAUUAAUGUGUAAUUUUUCAAAUUACAUAUUCUGGUUUCAAGGUUGUAUCAAUUUAAUAACAUCUUUUCGUUUCCAUCAGGCAGAACAUUAGUUUCAAAAUAAAAUAAUUGUAUCAUGCAAUAUAAUGGACUUUGUUAUCAGUGAUGCAAAUUUGUAAAUUUUGUACAGUUAAAGUUCAUGUUAAACAUUUGAUGUAUUCAAAAAUGUAUCAAAUAUGACCAUAUACAUUUAUGAAAAAAUCCAAUUUGUUUUAUAUGAUAUGUUUAACUUUUUUUAAGGUUUAUUUGAUCCCUUGUUUUCAACAGGUAUUUAUAACAAUUGUAAUUUUUUGGAAUAAUAUUACUUCCUUUCUGAGAAUUUGUGGGAAAAUAUAAUACAUUUGUGAUGACUAGAGCUGGGAAGUUUACAGGAGCUUUUAGCCCUGAAAUACACAUGCAAAUAUUCCACAAGAAUUCGGAUAUGCACAGAAAUUAAGAUAUACAGGGUUUUUUUACAAUUAUGUUUUUAAAAAUUAUUUAAUUUAUUUAUUUAUUAUUUUGCCAAUUAAAGAAACGGAAUAGACAAAUUAAAAACACAUUUGUACUUGCUUCUACAUAUUUUAUUUUGCAUUAAGAGUACUAGAAAAUCACUAGAAUUUUAUCCAAGUUAUCUGUUGUUUGGGAGUGUCUCCUACCAAGUAAUAUCAUUUUGUAUAGAAAAUAUUACCACAUAACAUGGUGUUAGGGGUGUGAACUUAUAUUUUGAAACAGUUGUGCUCAUUCGAUUAUCUGGAUGAGCAACACUGUUGCCUUCCAAGAGUUAUCCCACUGUCUGUAAUGUAUGAAGUCCUAGAUUCUUUCCAAGAACUUUAUUUGUUUUCUUCAUAAUUGCUUCAAAGUGGUGCUGUAGAAUGGCACAAACUGUCUCUUACUAGUUAGUUUCGUAAUUUUUCCAUCAGGGCUAUCUUUUCAGUUUUGCCCCACUGUCAUCUCAGCUGUCGUCUAUUGACUAAAAUAUAUUUUUUGGGGGUUUUGGAUCCCUAAUUGCAGAAUUGUAAUAAGACUUAAGGAGUAUUGUAGAGGGUAAAAUUUGGUCCUGUAUGCACAUUUUCAUUUGCAAGGCAGCGUUUAUGAAAAUGCAUUUGAGCAUUUCUGCAAAUGCACAAUUUGAAACUCAUUUUCACCUAAACAUUUGAUUUUUCGAGGUACCUAAUGAGAAAUUACUUGAUGUAAUUCUACUCACAAGAUUGAUAAUUUAUAAGAUAUCCAUAAGGUAAUGUUGAAAACAUGAGAGAAGCUUUUUUAAAAAAAUAAUAUC